Messenger RNA from Colletotrichum higginsianum IMI 349063, 696 nucleotides. Its product is annotated as Mitochondrial hypoxia responsive domain-containing protein. Lineage: Eukaryota; Fungi; Ascomycota; Sordariomycetes; Glomerellales; Glomerellaceae. Bases 1 to 696 code for a protein of 231 amino acids. Gene Ontology annotation, biological process: mitochondrial respiratory chain complex IV assembly. The record is from RefSeq and is a predicted model, not a curated record. Gene Ontology annotation, cellular component: mitochondrial inner membrane. The transcript has 2 exons.
AUGAAGAUUCUCAGCAAGGAAGAGGAGGCUGAGCACUACAGCGUCGUUGUCAAGGCCGGUCUCAUCGGCGGCACCGCUGGUCUCGGCGUCGGUCUCGGGGGCGUUCUUCUCGCGAGCAAGCGCUAUCCGGCAUUCCGCCAACUCACGCUACCCUUCCGCUCCUUCCUCGUCACCUCGUCAGCGACCUUUGGCGCCAUCGUCCACGCUGACCGCGAAUCAAUCCGCUACGGCAAGGAGAAGGAUCCCAUGUAUGGCUACCAGGACGCGACAGCGCGCGCAAUCGCCGAGGCCAGGGCCAACGAGACGACGUUGCAGAGGUUCAAGGAGUGGGGCCGUGAGAACCGCUACUCCAUAGUCUUCGCCUCGUGGCUCGCCUCCAUGGGCGGUGCCCUGGCCAUGGUCGGCCGCGACAAGUAUCUCACUGGCUCCCAGAAGCUUGUCCAAGCUCGUGUCUACGCCCAGGGCCUCGCUGUCGCCAUGCUUGUCAUCACCGCUGCCUUUGAGAUGAACGACGCCAAGAAGGGCACUGGCCGUUGGGAAACGGUUAUGAUCAUCGACCCUGAUGAUCCGGAGCACAAGCACCUCAUCGAGAAGAAGAUUCACAAGGAAGAUUACGAAGGCCAAGACCUGUGGAAGGACAUGGUCGCCGCCGAGGAGCGUCGUAUCGCCGCCCGCAAGGCCGCCGAGCACAAGUAA